Messenger RNA from Podarcis lilfordi (Lilford's wall lizard), 15463 nucleotides. NCBI's taxonomy places the organism in Eukaryota, Metazoa, Chordata, Lepidosauria, Squamata, Lacertidae. The record is from the annotation of a GenBank genome assembly.
AUGGCCGGGCGCUGCCUCCGCCUGGCGCUUCUCCUCCUGCUGCCGCUCCUCGACGCCAAGGCCGGGCAGAGUUGCUACAAGCCGAGGAUUCCCAGGCCCUACGCCGUCCGGUAAGAGCGCACUCGUCCCUGGGAGUGGCGGGAGCAUGGAUGCGCAUCAGGAGGGGAGGUGGCCUGAGCAUGCGAAAAGUGCAUGGCCUUCGCUAAGCGUCCAGAAUUGGGGGAGCUGCUUCUCUCCCCCGGCGAUUCCCUACAGCCGUCCGCUGCAGCCCGAGAUCUCCGACGGCUCUCCUUUGGGCUGCGCCAAACGAACCGGGCGGCGGCCGGAUUGUUCUGGGGAGACCCCGAGAGCCCUGCGGGGAUUUGUCGCGUUCUCCCCGGGGAUUUUCCUCCUCCUCCUCCUCCUCCUCCUUCUGCAGGCGUGGUUUCCCGGACGCCGCUUGAAAAAUAACCGGCCGGCAGCAGGCGAGCUGCAACCGCGGCAGGAGCAGAUCUCGGCGCCGCCCAGCAGCGCGGAGGGUCGUCCAAAGACGGCCCAAGGUCCGUGCAAGUUGGUGGCACAGGCAGAAGCGGCGUGUUUGGACUCGGAGAGGGAAAAGCUGGGCCGAGAUUUUCCUGCUUGCCCCACAAGCACGGCCUUGGUGUGCGAGGCUACCUCGCAGGGCUGUUUGGAGGAUGAAAUUAAAUUCUUGCAAGCCACCCUGAGCUGCUGAAGGAGGGUGCAGAGCUGAAAUAGCACCCUAUUUCCAGGGAGGAAAGGCAUGGCUUUGGUGGGUAGCAUGUUUGGUUUUUUUAGCCUGGUGUUGCUUAGUGGAGGAGCACAUGCAGAAAGUCUGUUUUCUCUAGGCAGGGCUCAGAAAGAUCCCUGGGUGAAACUUCAAACCCAGAUGAAGCAAUGAUCUCACUGUGUAAGGUAACUUUAUAGAAAGCUGGUGUGCUGAGUCAGACCAUUGGGCCAUCAGGGUUGCCUGCACUGGCUGGCAGCAGCAGCUCUCCAGGGGUUCAGACUGAGGUCUCUCCCAACCCUGGCUGGAAAUGCCAGAGUGGGACCUGCAUGUUCUUCCUCUGAGCCAGGGCCCCUGUGUUUGGAAUAUGGGAGACACUGGCUCAUAUGCCCAGUCAGCUGGCCAGAGACAUUAUGCUGCCUGAGGCCAAUAAUAUACUCACCCAAGCACUGGCCACUCCAUUGACAGAGGCCUACUGGACUGGGAGUGGGGGCAGUGUAUCCUCCCCCCCACUUGAGGGCAGCAGAUCAGAGACUCACGCCUCCUGCAGAGAGCCAGGGCAGGGGGUUCAGGAGGAAAUGCCAGGGGGCUGCCACUGCCCUCCCCGCUCCAGCAUCUCCUUCCCAAGAUGGCCACCUCACUUUGCCCAAGGGCUUUUUGCUGCGGCAACCCACAUGUCCGAAUUCACUUGGUGUGGUGAUCCCAUUGAUUAUUUUUGUUCCACAAGUGGGGGGCUCAGCUUUGGGCUUGGUGGAUUUUAACUGCCAAGGUAGCUAAGUACCUUGAUUUGAGACAUCCAAGCAUAUUACGGCUGAGCAUAUUACAGUGAUCUUGGCUCGACUUCGCUGGCUGUCCAUUACUGUAGUUUCUGGACCCAAUUUAAAGUGCUGGUUUUGACCUAUAAAGCCUUAAAGGGCUCAGGACUGCAAUGCCUGGAGGACCGCCUCUCCCCAUAUAAACCCCAUAUGACUCUGCUUUCAUCCUCUGAGGCCCUUCUAUGCGUGCCUUCAUAUGAAGUCUGGAGGGUGGCAACACGAGAAAGGGCCUUCUCUGUAGUGGCUCCCUCUUUGUGGAAUGCUCUCCCCAGGGAAAUUCACCUGGUGCCUUCAUUAUAUAUAUUUUUUGGCACCAGGCGAAAAUGUUCCUCUUCGAAUAGGCCUUGGGCUGAUCAAUAUCCUACAGCUUUUAAAAUGCAUUUUUUGGGAAGGAGGGUGGGUACUGUUUUGCUGUUUUGUCUUACUUAUUUACUUGUUUUUAUCCCAUAUUUUAUUCUGUAAACUGCCCUGAGAUCUUAUGAUGAAGAGCAGUAUAUAAAUCUAAUGAAGAAACCAACAAAAAUAAAUAAAUUCACCUAGCAUCUAUGAAUGUGACAAACCAUCACCAGAUCUCCAUCAUAGGCCAGUUCCCAAGGGUUAAAAUGUAAGGCUUCGGCCUUUGCAAUGCUCAGUUGCAAGUGUCAUUAGAAUACGCCAACAAAACAAAAGUUGUAAGAGGUAUUAAUCAUACCAGUGAAGGAUCAAAAACAGUAAUUAUUUUGGGUUUACUUAUCAAGCCUCUUGCAUCGACUUCACAAUCCACUCGUAGCUUGCAGCCUACAGCUGUGGUUCUCAGAGGGUGUGGCAGGAGAGGAUUCACCGACGGUCAAAGACACAUCUAAACAUUUCAGUAUAGCACGGUAGAUUAUAGCAUCUAAAUUAUUAUUUGUGGAUAUGCAACCAGAAACAGUAUGCAUGUGUCUCUUUGAUAGUAUUGGCUGCUCUCCUACAGAUCCCUAUGGGAUAUUGUUGUGAACAGCGAAGAUCAGGAAGGAUGUGUUGAUGAGGAGAGGUUUGUUUUUGGUCUCAAAUUAGACCUAAUAUAAAUGGGAUUACCUUUGCAAAAGCAAGCUCACGCCUCUCCUUGAGUUUGUAUGCAUACUUAAGGAACAUAUGCAAGAGGCUCCUUUAUAAUUAUAUUUUGGGAGUGAGUCAUAUUCCUAUGGAGUUGCUUCUUGGAAGCAACAGAGCACACCGUCUCCACCAAGGAGGAGACAGGGGACUCCCCUGAGAAGGAGGCUAGUUCACCAACACAGGAGCCAGAUAUAUGGAGAAACGUGACUCAAAGAAGUAGGAGGCCCAGGGUUCGCUCUGAUUGUUUAGAAAUACACAAUCGCUUUGAGGUCCUCUCCCCUAGCAUGGAAGACGAAGAGCAGACUCCAUUUGAGGAUCUCUCCCUCAUUACAGUCGAUCAGGUAUAUGAAGACGAGCAGCAAAGUCAGUCCUCAGGGAAUGUGCAGGCGACCUUGGAACAGACAGCUCACGGAAGAACCCCGACCAAACCUAAGAGGAGGCGUGUAGUGGUGAUAGGGGAUUCCCUACUGAGGGGAACAGAAGCAGUGAUCUGUGGGCCUGACAAGAUGUCUCGGGAAGUGUGCUGUCUCCCCAGGGCUAAGAUCCAAGAUGUAACUGAACGACUGCAAGGAAUCAUAAAACCCACUGACAAAUACCCCUUCCUCUUGGUUCAUGUGGGAACCAAUGUCACUGCAAGCAAUAGCCUCCAGAAGAUCAAAAGACACUAGAAGGCUCUGGGCAGGAAAUUGAAGCAAUUAAAUGCACAAAUUGUCAUCUCAUCUGUCCUCGCAGUUGAACGACAUGGCCCAGGGAGAGAGGGAAUAAUAGUGGAAGUGAACAGCUGGCUUCGCAAAUGGUGUAAACAGGAACGGUUUGGAUUCUUAGAUCACGGACUGCAGUUUCUUGAAGAUGGACUUCUGGCAAGCGAUGGGCUGCACCUCACAACGGUUGGGAGGAAUGUUUUUGCCAAAAAUCUCAGAAACCUCAUCAGGAGGGCUUUAAACUGACUAAUGUGGGGGAGGGAGACAGUGCUCCUGAAGGUAGGAGUCUAUCAAUUGAUGAGGAUGAUCAUCCAAAUGUCAUAGACCAAAUGGAGCAAACAGCACGCAGACCUAGUGGUGGGAGGAAAAAAUCCUUAAAUAAGAGUCACGGGGGAAUGAUUAAUGGACUUCAGUGUCUGUACACUAAUGCGCAAAGCAUGGGAAAUAAACAAGAUGAGCUUGAGCUCUUGGUACAGCAAACUAAAUAUGACAUAAUAGGCAUCACUGAAACCUGGUGGGAUAAGUCCCGAUUGGAAUGUAACAAUGGAGGAUACAAUCUAUUUCAGAGAAACAGACCAGACAAGAAAGGAGGAGCAGUGGCGUUAUAUGUCAGGGAUGUGUAUACCUGUGAAGAGAUCCAAGAUUUAGAACCUCAAAGCCAAAGUGAGAGCAUUUGGGUCAAAAUUAAGGGAGAGAAGAAUAACAGUGACCUCAUUGUGGGAGUUUACUAUAGAUCCCCAAGCCAAACGGAGGACAUAGAUGAUGCCUUCCUGGAACAGAUGGCCAAGCAUGCAAAAGGAAGGGAGAUAGUAGUAAUGGGGGACUUCAAUUACCCGGAUAUUUGUUGGAUGUCAAACUCAGCCAAGAGCAUAAGGUCAAACAGAUUCCUCACUGGCCUUGCAGACAACUUCAUUGUCCAGAAAGUGGGAGAAGCAACAAGAGGAACAGCCAUUUUAGAUCUGGUCCUAACCAAUGUUGAUGACCUGGUUAGUGGGGUAGAAGUGGAAGGAUCAUUAGGCGCGAGUGAUCAUGCUCUUCUGAAGUUUACUAUACAGCGGAAAGGAGCAGCCAAGCAUACUAGGACUCAAUUUCUUGACUUUAAGAAAGCCGACUUCAUAAAACUUAGGGAAGUGCUGGGUGAGAUUCCAUGGACAGUAAUACUAAAAGGAAAGGGAGUUCAUGAUGGCUGGGAGUUUGUUAAGAGGGAGAUAGUAAAAGCACAACUUCAGGCAAUACCAAUGAGACGGAAACAUGGAAGGUGCCUAAAGAAGCCAGGGUGGCUAUCUAAAGAACUUUUAACUGAGUUAAGAUUAAAAAGGAUGUGUACAAAAAAUGGAAAAGGGGGUAAACCACCAAAGAGGAAUUCAAACAAAUAGCCAGCACGUGUAGACACAAAGUCAGAAAAGCUAAAGCACAGAAUGAACUCAGGCUUGCUAGAGAGGUUAAAAGCAACAAAAAAGGCUUUUAUGGGUAUGUUCGUAGCAAAAGGAAGAACAAAGAAACAGUGGGGUCACUCAGAGGAGAAGAUGGUGAAAUGCAAACAGGGGACACAGAAAGGGCUGAACUCCUCAAUGCCUUCUUUGCCUCAGUCUUCUCCGAUAAAGAAAACAAUGCCCGACCUGAAGAAUUUGGAGCAAAUGAUUCAGCAAAGGAAACACAGCCCAGAAUAACUAAGGAGAUAGUACAAGAAUACUUGGCUAGUUUAGAUGUAUUCAAGUCUCCAGGGCCAGAUGAACUGCAUCCAAGAGUAUUAAAAGAACUGGCAGAUGUGAUCUCAGAACCACUGGCAGUCAUCUUUGAGAAUUCCUGGAGAACAGGCGAAGUCCCGGCAGACUGGAGGAGGGCAAAUGUUGUCCCUAUUUUCAAAAAGGGAAAAGAGAGGACCCAAAUAAUUACCGCCCAGUCAGUCUGACAUCAAUACCAGGGAAGAUUCUGGAGCAGAUCAUUAAGCAAACAGUCUGUGAGCACCUAGAAAGGAAUGCUGUGAUCACCAAUAGUCAGCAUGGAUUUCUGAAAAAUAAGUCAUGUCAGACUAACCUGAUCUCGUUUUUGACAGAAUUACAAGCCUGCUAGAUGAAGGGAACGCAGUGGAUGUAGCCUACCUUGAUUUCAGCAAGGCAUUUGACAAGGUGCCCCAUGAUAUUCUUGUAAAGAAGCUGGUAAAAUGCAGUCUUGACUAUGCUACCACUCAGUGGAUUUGUAACUGGCUGACUGACCGAACCCAAAGGGUGCUCAUCAAUGGUUCCUCUUCAUCAUGGAGAAGAGUGACUAGUGGGGUGCCACAGGGUUCUGUCUUGGCCCGGUCUUAUUCAACAUCUUUAUCAACGACUUGGAUGAUGGACUCAAGGGCAUCCUGAUCAAAUUUGCAGAUGACACCAAACUGGGAGGGGUGGCUAACACCCCAGAGGACAGGAUCACACUUCAAAACGACCUUGACAGAUUAGAGAACUGGGCAAAAACAAGAUGAAUUUUAACAGGGAGAAAUGUAAAGUAUUGCACUUGGGCAAAAAAAAUGAGAGGCACAAAUACAAGAUGGGUGACACCUGGCUUGAGAGCAGUACAUGUGAAAAGGAUCUAGGAGUCUUGGUUGACCACAAACUUGGCAUGAGCCAACAGUGUGACGCGGCAGCUAAAAAGCCAAUGCAAUUCUGGGCUGCAUCAAUAGGAGUAUAGCAUCUAGAUCAAGGGAAGUAAUAGUGCCACUGUAUUCUGCUCUGGUCAGACCUCACCUGGAGUACUGUGUCCAGUUCUGGGCACCACAGUUCAAGAAGGACACUGACCAACUGGAACGUGUCCAGAGGAGGGCAACCAAAAUGGUCAAAGGCCUGGAAACGAUGCCUUAUGAGGAACGGCUAAGGGAGCUGGGCAUGUUUAGCCUGGAGAAGAGGAGGUUAAGGGGUGAUAUGAUAGCCAUGUUCAAAUAUAUAAAAGGAUGUCACAUAGAGGAGGGAGAAAUGUUGUUUUCUGCUGCUCCAGAGAAGCGGACACGGAGCAAUGGAUCCAAACUACAGGAAAGAAGAUUCCACCUAAACAUUAGGAAGAACUUCCUGACAGUAAGAGCUGUUUGACAGUGGAAUUUGCUGCCAAGGAGUGUGGUGGAGUCUCCUUCUUUGGAGGUCUUUAAGCAGAGGCUUGACAACCAUAUGUCAGGAGUGCUCUGAUGGUGUUUCCUGCUUGGCAGGGGGUUGGACUCGAUGGCCCUUGUGGUCUCUUCCAACUCUAUGAUUCUAUGAUUCUAUCUCAUAAAGUAGUUGUGCUCUGUUAUAAAUCAAGCACUGCUAGGUGUUAUUUCGUUUUCGUUUUCCAGUCCUGUCAAUAAAAAAAUUUCGGUGUGGUGUGAGCAAAUUUUUAUUCCAAAAGUGUGACCCAGAGAAAAACAUUUUGAGAACCACUGACCUGCAGGUUGGAAAAUGCUGGCCUACGGGAAGGGGCAGCCCUCCCUAUGAAGCGCAGUAUUGAGCAGCAGAAGCAUUUAUGAGUGCAGAAAUACAGUGGUACCUCGGGUUAAGCACUUAGUUCGUUCCAGAGGUCCGUUCUUAACCUGAAACUGUUCUUAACCUGAAGCACCACUUUAUCUAAUGGGGCCUCCUGCUGCCGCUGUGCCACUGGAGCACAAUUUCUCUUCUCAUCCUGAAGCAAAGUUCUUAACCUGAAGCAUUAUUUCUGGGUUGGCGGAGUCUGUAACCUGAAGUGUAUGUAACCUGUAGCAUAUGUAAUCUGAGGUACCACUGUAGAGGCGUACUUUUCAGAGAGAUGGCAUUGGAGCCUCUGCUCCAGACUCUCCAGUGUGCUUGUGGGGUGAUGGGGGACAGGAUUAUUUCCCCCCUUUCAACACACCCUUAUGGCAAGGGUGGGGCUUUCUAAAUCAGCUUGCAUGUUUUGUGAGUCUAUCUAAAGGGCUGUCACGUGAAAGGUGGAGCAAGCUUGUUUUCUCCUGCCGCAGAUAAUGGCAUCCAAACCAAAUUGCUUCAAGUUACAAAAAGGGAGAUUCUGACUAAAUAUCAGGAAGAACUCUUCCUUGGAGGUUUCCUUCCUCGGAGGUUUUGAAGCAGAGGUUGGACGGCCAUCUGUCAUGGAUGCCUUUAGCUGAGAUUCCUGCAUUGCAGGGGGUUGGACUAGAUGACCCUUAGGUCCCUUCCAACUCUACGAUUCUGUGGGAGAAGGAGUCCCUCCAGAUUUAGUCCUGUGAGUUAUAAGGAGUGGCAGGGGGACCUGCAACGAAGUGGUGCAGUGUGAAAAAAUGUCACCUUGAGGAUGCCAGCCAGCCAGCAAUGCCCUUUUUCAGAAUACACUCUGGUGUGGAUGGGCUGCAUAAAGAUCCACAUUCAGAGAAUGAGCUUCCUGUGGGUUUAUACUAAGACUGAAUUCUAGUGUCUGCAGAUCCCUUCCUUUUAUUCGCGUUUGCAAGUACAGUGGUACCUCGGGUUAAGUACUUAAUUCGUUCCGGAGGUCCGUUCUUAACCUGAAACUGUUCUUAACCUGAAGUACCACUUUAGCUAAUGGGGCCUACUGCUGCUGCCGCGCCGCCGGAGCACAAUUUCUGUUCUCAUCCUGAAGCAAAGUUCUUAACCCGAGGUAAUAUUUCUGGGUUAGCAGAGUCUGUAACCUGAAGCGUAUGUAACCUGAGGUACCACUGUACAGUGGUGCUUCGGGUUACAAACGCUUUGGGUUUCAAACUCUGCUAACCCGGAAGUAGUACCUCGGGUUGAGAACUUUACCUCAGGAUGAGAACAGAAAUCGCAUGCCAGCGGCAGCAGGAGGCCCCAUUAGUGAAAGCAUACCUCAGGUUAAGAACGGUUUCAGGUUAAGAACGGACCUCCAGAACGAAUUAAGUUCGUAACCUGAGGUACCACUGUACUGUGGUUCCUUUUAAGUGUGUUUUUUUCUGUGGUAAUUUUGCAACAAGAACCAGAAAGCAUGUCAAGGCCCACUUCAAGAGCUGCUGUGGUCACCUGAGUGCUCUGAAGAAAUCUCAGCCUUGUGGCAAUCACAUGAUCGCCUGGGAGGAAUUUUAAGGUCAUUUGGCCUGGAGGAGUCAUGUGAUUGCCAAGCGAGAGAGGAGGCUGAACAAAGCCUGGUUGAUUUGCUGAUUAGAUUGUUGCUCCAGGUUCACAUCCCCCAACUCACAAACGAGGCUCACACAAAGAAUAUUGGGAGCUGUAGUUUUUUUAAAGGGUGCUGUGAAUUGUCGCUCUGUGAGAGGCAAUCUACAGUUCUCAGGAUUUAGGGGAGGCCAUGUUUACGCAGCCUCUCAGCCCAUCUUACCUUGUGAGGUUGUUGUUGAUGACAAGAGCGAGGAGCAAUAUACCGUAUUUUUUGCUCUAUAAGACUCACUUUUUCCCUCCUAAAAAGUAAGGGGAAAUGUGUGUGUGUCUUAUGGAGCGAAUGCAGGCUGCGCAGCUAUCCCAGAAGCCAGAACAGCAAGAUGGACCACUGCUUUCGCUGCGCAGCAAUCCCUCUUGCUGUUCUGGCUUCUGGGAUUCAGAAUAUUUUUUUUCUUGUUUUCCUCCUCCAAAAACUAGAUGUGUCUUAUGGUCUGGUGUGUCUUAUAGAGCAAAAAAUACGGUAUGUUGCCUUGAUUUUCUCUGUAGGAUAUUUUCAGAAGAGGUAGAGUUUUUCAGCUUUUUCUCCCCAGGCGUAGGUUAAUUCACUUGCUUUCCCCCCUUCCAAACAGAACCUACCCUCGUCCUUAUGAAUAUCUGGACAUCUCAAAACUGCCCAAGAGCUGGGACUGGAGGAAUAUAAAAGGAGUCAACUAUGUGAGUGCCACACGCAACCAGCACAUCCCACAGUAUUGCGGAUCCUGCUGGGCUCAUGGCAGCACCAGCGCUUUAGCAGGUACGGAGGUCUAAGCUAUUAUUGCUUCGUAGGACUUGCUUCUCUGUCACUCUUGGCUCAUUUCCCCAUGACUGGUCAACAGAUACUCUGUUUUGCAUUAGACCAUUGCUUCUUGAGAUCUGUCCUUUUGGUGGAAGUACAUAAAGAACAAAGGAGAUUCCCAUUAUUGGCUUAGACCAUUUGCCCAUCGAGUCCAGUAUUGCUGGCUCUGACAGAGGGGGAAGCCCUAGCUCCGUGGUACAGCACUGUUUUUUGCAAUGUUACUUACAUUGGUUGAAAAGUCAACUUUGGGGUUAACCCCUUUCCAUGGAGGCGCGGGUUACAGCAACAGCCAAGGUGACAUUUUUCCACCUUCGCUGCAUCAAGCAGUUGGUCCCUUACCUUUCCUGCCCUGACCUGGCCACAGUGAUCCAUGCGACAGUCACCUCCAGGCUUGACUACUGUAAUUCACUCUACGCGGGGCUGCCCUUGAAGCUGUCCCAGAAACUCCAGUGGGUGCAGAAUGGUGCAGCGAGGCUCACAGAGUCUCUGCCAUGGGAGCAUAUUCACCCAGUGCUUUUCCUGCUGCACUGACUCCCGGUGGAGUACAGGGUCAGAUUUAAGGUGCUGCUUUUGACCUUUAAAGCCCUUCACGGCCUAGGACCCUCGUACCUACUGGAUCACCUCUCCUGGUAUGCCCCAUGGAGAGCCUCAAGGUCCAUAAAUAGCAACACCCUAGUGGUCCCGGGCCCUAAGGAAGUUAGAUUAGCCUCAACCAGAGCCAGGGCCUUCCCUACACUGGCUCCGGCCUGGUGGAAUGCUCUGUCUCAUGAGACCAGGGCCCUGCAGGAUCUGAUUUCUUUCCGCAGGGCCUGUAAGACAGAGUUGUUCUGCCUGGCCUUUGGCUUGGAGUCAAUUUGAUUCCCUCCCCCUCUUCCCCCCCUUUCUCCUGUGAUGAUGCUACAUUUUAAUGUUUUAAUGUUGUAUUUUAAUCUUGCUUUUUAAGUUGCAUUUCAAUCAACUUGUUUUUUGUUGGUUGUUAGCCGCCCUGAGCCCUGUCUUGGCUGGGGAGGGUGGGGUAUAAAUAAAAUUUAUUAUUAUUAUUAUUAUUAUUAUUAUUUAUUAUUAAAAUGUAACUUAAACAGUCACAUAGAAUUGUAGAGUUGGAAGGGACCAUGAGGGUCGUCUAGCCCAACCCCCUGCAAUGCAGGAGUUUCCGACUAAACAUCAGGAUGAACUGUGUGACAGUAAGAACUCUUCAACAGUGGAAUAGACUCCCACGAGAGGUGGUGGACUCUCCUUCCAUGGAGGUUUUUAUGCAGAGGUUGGAUGGCCAACCCUCAUGGAUGCUUUAGCUGAGAUUCCUGCAUUGCAGGGGGUUAGACUAGAGGACCCCUGGGGUCCCUUCCAACUGUACAUUCUGUGAAUCUUUUACCCAACCUGGGGCUCAAACCCACAACCCUGAGAUUAAGAGUCUCAUGCUUUGCCAACUGAGUUAUACAAGAGUUUGUUGCUUCCUUGUUUAAUCCCAGCCUCCCCUCCCCUUUCUCUCCUCUGUUCAGGUUUAGAUUGUAAUCUCUAUGGGGCAGCGGCCUGCCUUCUUGUAAUCUGUUUUGUGAUGUGCACAUUGAUGGCACUAUACAAAAAGAUAAACUGUGUUAGGAUUGGGUCUCCCAAUUUUCUUUUAAAAAAAUUACUUUAACAGCAAGCCUAUGGAGGGACGGGUUCUGAACUGAGUCUGAGCAGCAAUGGUGGAGGAGAGGUCUAUUCUCCCCCAGCCCCUCUGUUUCCCCAAGCUUUCACCCACCUGAAGCUGCUUUUUAACCUGCUAGGCAUUUAACCUCUUCCUUUCUGUGAUUCAAUCCUAAAGCCCACCCCUUGAAUACUUCAAAGUUAAACUCUUAAGAGAGCCAAUGAGGGAUUCCUCCCAUGUAUUAUGUGGUCUGUGACAUGGAAUGGUGAAUUAUGUGUUUCUCUUCAUUUUCCAGAUCGCAUCAAUAUCAAGAGGAAAGGCAUUUGGCCUUCUGCCUAUCUCUCAGUCCAGAAUGUGAUUGACUGUGCCGACGCUGGCGGCUGCAGCGGAGGGGAUGACUUGCAGGUCUGGAGUUAUGCUCAUGAGCACGGCAUCCCCGACGAGACCUGCAACAACUACCAAGCUAAAGACCAAGGUGUGUGAGAUCCUUCCUGCGUGAAUCUGGCUGUAAAAGAGGGAAAACAACAGCAUUCUUUUUACACCAGCCUUGCUAAAUAAGUCCAGAUUUUACUAGCCUGCCACCCACUGCAAUCCAAAGUGGAAAACUAGAGCUUGUCUUUGCCCUUGAAAACAGGGGUUUUUUUUAUAUCCCUUUCCUCCACUUUGCUGGUUUUUAAUGGUAAUGUGUGCCUUAAAUGUGAUUUUUACAUUUAUUUAUUUUGGUUGUUAAAUAUUCCAGAGUGACUUGUGUUACUUGGAAACUAGGAUAGAAAAAGAUGCAAAUAACUAGGCUGCACCAGCUCUGCUGCAGCAAAAUUUUAUCUCGUACUUUUAGCUGCAAGAUCCCUGAUGUCAAAUAAAGGUGCUUGUUUUUGCAGACUGUGAUACGUUUAACCAGUGUGGAACGUGUGAUACUUUUGGAAAAUGUCAUAUGAUAAAGAACUACACCCGCUGGAAAGUUGCUGAUCAUGGUACUGUUAGUGGACGGGAAAAAAUGAUGGCGGAAAUCUAUGCAAGUGGUCCUAUCAGGUAAAGCACUACAAGGUUGCAUAAUAAGCAUGGCCUGUGGUCAAGGAUGAUGGGAGUUGUAGUUCAUCAACAAAUGGAGGGCUACAGAUUUCCCCACCUCUUCUUUAAAAAACAAAAACCAGUGAAACAGCCUUGCAAUACUGUAAAGCAAAUUGGUUAGCAACUUAUUCUUUGUUUUAGCCCACACAAGGUGCCAGCCCACAUAAGUCUGCUUGCAAAGCGUAAAAACACAACUCAAAGCAAAACAGGAGAAGUUAUAUGGCAACAGAACAAAGUAAUUUAAAAACACAGACCAGUUUCACUUUUAUUUCUUUAAUGAAGUAAAAAUGGCAGUCUAGAUUCUAGCAGGCGCUGUGGAAAACCCCCUUUCUAAAAUAGCUCUCUUAACUGAAGUUAGGCCUAAAUUAGGGAAGAAAAACUGCCUGAAAUAAAUCUGUUUUAAAAAUCUACUUAAGAAUUUGCUUAGGAGCCAUCUAAGCCUCCCACCCGUGGUGGGAAGGAACUUCUGUAGUAUGAAAAUAAUGUAAUUCAGCCCCCCCAACUGGUGCCCUCUAGAUGUUUUGGAUUAUAAUUCCUUUCACCCCACUGGCUGGAGCUAAUGAAAGUUGCCAUCCAAAACACCUGAUGGGUAUUGAGGUUGGAGAAGGCUGAUGUAAUAAGCAAAAGUGAUGUUUUUUUAGUGACCCAGUUUGGUUGAACCUCCUAUUCCAGUAUACUAUGGACGUAUUCCCAUGUUCAGAAUAGCUUCCAAAAUUACAAUUUAAUGCUUGGAAGAAUCUUACCAAAUGAAUAAGACUUCAGUCCUGUUUGCAUUUACCUGGGAGUAGGCCCCAUUGAACUUUGCGGGACUUGCAUCUGAACAGACAUUACACACUGCGUUGUAAACUUCACUCUGUUUAACGUGGCCCAUUAAACGUGUUUAAUGUGUGCCUUUUGGCAGAUUUCUGUUUACGAGCUAACUCGGCUUCUACAGUUGCAAUUAGACUAGCAACAACUUCCCCAUGUCUUCUUUGUGACUGGUCUUUUAAAAACCAAAUGUUUUUUCUUAAACUGCAAUGACCUCUAGUCUGUCUAAAAGUCUCUAGCAGACCCUGACACCGCCUUUUGAGAGUCCCUCCCCAUGGUGUUAGCAAGGCCCACUGAACUCAAUAGGAUUGACACUGGAGUAUAUAUGUAUAGGAUUGUACUGUUUAUCCUAUGAAAGCGCCAAUUUGUCUCACGCCUGACGCCCAAGCCAAUCUUUGCUCAGACCGUGCACCAUAUUCCUCAACAUUUUCCUGGAAGCCACAUUGUUUAUUUUAAAAAACCAGACUGAAAACCGUUGACCCUCGCCAGGUUUUUACCCAAAGUGGCUAUUCAAAAGCUGUUGGUUUGCAUUAGCAUUUUUAAUUGGAUGUAAUUUAAUUUAUACAGCUGUGGGAUCAUGGCCAGCCCGAAGCUGCACAAUUACACCGGAGGACUUUAUGCUGAACAUCAUCUGCUGCCGUCUAUAAACCAUGUUGUUUCUGUUGCUGGCUGGGGUGUCGAGAACGGAACCGAGUAUUGGGUUGUCCGGAACUCUUGGGGCGAGCCAUGGGUAAGCAGGAGAUGAAGACCGCAAGCAACAUCUCUCCACAAAGAGAGGUUGGAGAGUCCUACGGACAGGGCCUUCUCAGUGGUGGCUACCCUGAUGCAGUGCAGUUGUAAACGGUGAAGGAUGGCUUUGAUCCCCUAAGUCAAGGAUGAGAAACCUUGUGCCCGGGGGCCAAAUGAAACCCUUCUGUCUGGCCCUCAGAAAGGUUCCCAGGACUCCCAAGCCACACACCCUCUUCCUCAGGCCGCACCCUUCAACAGCCCUGCUUUGUACUCUUGCCUGACUCAAAUCCCUGGGAUAGCUCAGUUAAUAAAGCAUGAGACUUUAAACCCCAGGGUUGUGGGUUCAAAUUUGACGUUGAGCAAAAAGAUUCCUACAUUGCAGGGGGUUGGGACUAGAUGACCCUUGUGGGUCCCUUCCUACUCCACAUUUCUGUGAAAUGUCCGCUCGAACUCUGACAAUGCUUCUUCCUUGCUUGGAGGAUAGAGGGGAGCGGGAGAGGAAACGAGCCUCCUGCUACACAAAAGCAAAAUUUACAUCCAUUGCUCCGCCCACUUUUGCAUCUAGCCAUGCCCACCAGUAGCUCAUGGCCCUUGAAAGGUUUGCUAGAGAGGAAUGUGGCCCUUGGCCAAAAAACAAUAACAUUCCCUGUCCUAAGUAAUAAAGAAUAAGAAUGUGGAAGGACAUUGGACAGAGCAAGUCUCUCACCUUCCAUUAUAUAUCGUUGUUGUGGCGCCCCCAGGGCUCUGUGCCCAGUGCAACCGAACCGCUUGUGUUCCCUAAAUCAGAGCUUUUCAACCUUUAUGGGUUCGCAGCUCCCUUGACCAACUGCCGUCUUUCUAUGGCACCCCUGUGGAGCUCAGGAGCCCAGUUCUGCCAUCCCUUGCCUGCAGAGCUGGCAGCCUCUCCACCCUUUUUUGAACACCCUUGUGGAGUGUUCCCUCAGCCUCCUCUCUUCUCCCCUCUCUUUGGGAGUCCUCUGGGCAGCCACUGCCGCUGCCCCUCGUCUCUUAAGCUGCUCCAAAGAAAGAUGUCGCCCCACAGGGGCCUGGGAAGCUCAUAGCUGGGGCUGCUGCAACAAACAGCCAUGCAAGGCUUUGGGAGGCAGAGACGCAAGAGGGCAUCAGAGGAGGGAGGGGAGGGAAGAGGGACAGAGGCCAGGGUUGCCCACAGACCCCUGACCAUCAUUCAAGCAGACCUUCUCUACUUGGAGAUGCUGGGGAUUGAAUCUGGGACCUUUUAGAUGCAAAGCAGAUACUUUGCCAAUGAGUAGUCAGUCAAAAUAGAUUCUUCUGAUUUUUAAAAGUUGAUGAGGACAAUAGCUUGGAUUCCUUCUGUUCUGCUCAUGGAUCAGGGAUUUCCUGCCUUGCCACUUCCAAGCUGCAAUUCCUUCUACACCCUGUAUCUACAGCUGAGCAUGGGGAGAUCCUCUGGACCGAUAUACAGGAAAACCGGGAACUCCCCCUGCCACUUUGCAUGAGAAGAACUGCUUUUGUUUUCACACAGGGCACUACUGGAUUCAAGCUGAUAAUUGCAAUAAUCUCUCUAGCAAGGAUACAGGCCAGUGUUCUCCUGAGCUCUGGAGCAGGAAAUAGGGUGUGAUUUGCAGGAGUGUAUGCCCAAGUUAGCAAUAACCAAUACCCAACCAACCAGAUCAGUGUGUUUUGUGGCUGAAGAUGGCAGGGGCCCGUGAUCCAGAAACCUGUGAUUUCUGCUGCUUGUUAAGAUCCCUUCUUGUCCUCCAGUAUGUGCACGACAGAUCUGGAAAGACAAUCUGUUUCUGCCCAUGCAGUUACCUGUAGGUGUUUCUGACAUGUGUUGUGCAAUGAGCAUUUUCAGGGCAGCACCAUAAGGUGAAAAGUUGGCUGAACAUGAAGUUGUCCUGAUACACCUGUGUACUGAUGCAAAUUUAUCUCUUUCCAGGGCGAGAAGGGCUGGCUUAGAAUCGUAACAAGUGCAUAUAAAGGGGGAAAAGGAGCAUCCUACAACCUUGGCGUUGAAGAACAAUGUGCUUACGGAGACCCAAUUCUUCCUUAA